Musca domestica (house fly) is the source of this 753-nucleotide messenger RNA. Its product is annotated as larval cuticle protein F1. Bases 140 to 529 code for a protein of 129 amino acids. The record is from RefSeq and is a predicted model, not a curated record. Lineage: Eukaryota; Metazoa; Arthropoda; Insecta; Diptera; Muscidae. The transcript has 2 exons.
GUAGCAGCCAGGUUAUAUUCUUUAUGCAAUUGUGUUGAGGUGAAGAAGAGAGGUACUAUAUAAACCUAAGCUUGUUCGGGUAUUGAAUAUAGUUAAACAGAAGUUGACUUCAUCAAAACAUCAAAAAACAAAUUUCAAAAUGUUCAAAUUGUCCGUUUUCAUUGCUCUUUUCGCCUUGGUAUGCUCUGCCUAUGCCAAACCUGCUGUGGUUGCUGCUGCCGUGCCCACCGGUGUUGUAACUGCCACCAGCUCCCAGUACAUUGCCCGCAACUAUAAUGGUAUUGCUGCCGCUCCUGUUGUAGCUGCUGCCUACACCGCCCCCGUUGCCGCUGCUGCCUACACCGCUCCCGUUGCUGCCGCCUACACCGCUCCCGUUGCUGCCGCCUACACCGCUCCAGUUGCCACCGCUGCCUAUGCUGCUCCCUACACCGCUGCCUAUGCUGCUCCCUAUGCCGCUGCCUACGCCGCUCCCUAUGCCGCUGCCUAUACCGCUGGCUAUGCUCCCGCAGCUUACACCACAGUAUUCUAAGUUGAAUUAGAACUUCUUUGGCUGGACCCAAAUUGAAACGGACAUUAUGUGAUUACUUACCAUCCUGCUUUUAAUAUUUUCUUUUUUUGUUGUUAGAAUUGGGCAAUUUGAAAUUUGUUUUUGAAUGAAAAUUGCUGUAUUUCAACUUAGUUUAAGAAUAGAUUUUUUUUAUCAUCCACAACUUAAAUGAAUACAAAUAAAACAAAAACAAUUAGAAAAAUGUA